UGCGUAGAGGAAGGGGAGGAGGUGAACGGCUCUUCUUCUACGUCCCGGUGUGCUGAGAGCUGCUGUUUCAGUUCACCACCGCAUCCGAGCAGCUCAGUCCUCCUUCUCUUUAGAUUUAGGCGUGACCUCGGGUUUUGAUGUUAAGUGCCAACCUUUUUGAUACUCCGUCUUGUUUUACCCUCAGCCUCACCGGGGAGACCACGCCAGGGCGGCGAAGAGCGAAGUUUAAACCUGGAUCUGAGGUUACACGAUCCCAGACAUAGCCUUCGCUAUAUUUGUAGUUAUUUUUAUUUUUGCGAGGGAGAAGGUCAUCAUCGACUUCAGUGAAGUUUUACCGGCCCCCGAGAGAGAGGACAACACAUCCGCCCGGCAUCAUGACUAGGAGAUCCUGUGCCAUUUACGCCACCGGGAUCGUGUGCGCUCACCUCCUGAUUGUGGGGAUCGCGCUGGUUGUGGCUCAAGUAUUUCAAACAAUGAUACACAGCCGGCUAAAAAAGGAAAUUACUUUGACAGAGAAGAGCCAAGUGUUUGAGGCAUGGAAGAAUCCACCCCCACCUGUGUAUAUGGAGUAUUACUUCUUCAAUGUGACCAAUCCAGAGGUGUUCUUGGCAGGCGGGAAGGCAGCUGUGACACAGAUAGGACCCUAUACUUACAGGGAAUACAGGCCGCGGGAAAACGUAACUUUCCUGGAGAACGGCACCAAGAUUUUCGCCCUGAACCCCAAAAGUUUUGUGUUUGUGCCUGAGAAGUCAGCCGGUAACCCUGAGGUUGACAUCAUCAGGACUGUCAACAUCCCGUUUGUGGCGGUGAUGAACGAGCUAAACUCCUACUCCUUCUUCCUGCGAACUAUUGUUUCCAUGUACAUGAAUAGCCUGGGCAUCGAGCUAUUCAUGACCCGCACCGUCCACGAGGUCCUGUGGGGCUUCAAAGACCCUCUUCUCUCAAAGAUCCACUCCAUGAAGCCUGAAGUGGAUGAAUAUUUUGGGCUGAUGUGGAAGAAAAAUGGCACCCAUGAAGGAGAGUUUGUGUUUCACACGGGCGAGGAGAACUACUUGGAUUAUGGCAAGAUCGACACAUGGAACGGUCUGAGGGAGAUGUCUUGGUGGUCUUCCAAUCAGAGCAACAUGAUUAACGGUACAGACGGCGCAGUCUUCCACCCUCUGAUAAACAGGAACGAGUUGCUCUACAUCUUCGCCGCUGAUCUCUGCAGGUCUAUCCAUCUAGCUUAUGUUAAAGACGUGGAUGUGAAAGGCAUCCAGGCGUACCGCUUCGCACCCCCUAGUGACGUACUCAUGAGCCCCAAAGACAACCCCACUAACGCAGGCUUCUGCGUGCCAGCUGGAGACUGUCUCGGCACCGGGGUGCUUAAAGUCAGCGUUUGUCGAGAAGGCGCUCCCAUUGUGGUGUCUUUCCCCCACUUUUAUCAAGCGGACCCGAAGUACAUCAAUGCUGUUGACGGGCUCAGCCCCAACAAGGAGGAACACGAGACGUACCUCGACCUGCAACCGACUACAGGGGUUCCCAUUCGUGCCUGCAAGAGAGCUCAGCUCAAUAUCAUCCUGAAGAGAGUCGAAGGCUUCCCCAAAACCAAGUUCAUCAACGAGACCAUUUUCCCCAUCAUGUUCGUAAAUGAGACGGCCACUAUUGACGAUGAGUCGGCAUCCCAAAUGAGGACGCUGCUCCUAAUCGUGACUCUUGUGUCAAACUUCCCCGUGCUCAUUGUGGGCAUGGGCAUCAUCCUGCUGCUGGUGCUGGUCGUAUUGUUGUGCCGAAACCGCCAGAAGAAGACGGUGAAGGAUGAUACUGCCUACACUCAGGUCAGCGACAAACCCGACGAGCCGUCAGAAACGCCAGCCAAUCAGCCGAUGAGAAACGGCUCCUACAUUGCCAUGUCUCCAGUGGAGGCCCAGAAGUGUUGAUCAAGGAUCCCCUCUCCAAGUGUGGAGCUCAGGAUGGGGGCUGAGGGAGCAGCACAUGGGUGUUACAUUACCACGGGUGGGGGGUUUACAUACACAGUGGGAUCAUUUUCACUUAUUUUGAGGGGCGGUGGGGAGGAUAGGGAAAGGGGUGGGACACAAGCAACAGUAAACGUUUAGUCAACAAAGACAUUGCUCCUCUCUGAGCCCUCUUAUGACUGUCUGUCCUCCUCUACUCUACCUGCUGAGCAUGGCUCUCACUGCCUGCCGUACUGCAACACAACUCCCACACGCUAUUCCUCAUUUCUGUCCUGGUUUGAUCCAAAACAUGAAGGGACUCUGGAUGGGCUCGGCCAGGACAAGCCUUUGUCCGUAAUUCUUCUGAGGGAACACUGUAGCAUAGCUAUUACUGUUGUACACGGACGCACGAUCUUCGGAGCCGACCCUGCCGACUAAUGUGGCUCAAAGGAGGGUUUAGUAUUCACCCAAACAACAGUGGGUUUUGUUACCAUCGUAUUUCAGCUCUUGUCCUCUCCAUCAGUGGCUUUGCAUGAGGAGAGAACUUAAAGCCAACAGAUUUGAAAAGCUCCCGUAAAACGUAAUGCUUAAGACAAAACUCUCUGAGCUCCUGGGCGAAGAGGAGAAAAUGGUUUUGUUAACAAAACUGAACUCAACAUAUCCUUUUUGUUAUAAAAAGAAAAAUCUGAGCCAAAAUAUUUAUAACAUCUUUGCCUUUUUUAUUUUUUUUUCCCCUUUUAAUUAGUGCACCCACACACAUAGACGCGCCACACUUCCAGUAUCGGUUAGUGAAAGUGUGUAUACCUUUUUUGUCUUACACUUCAGUGUCCUGUUUUGAUGGACAAUGGGCAACUAUUUUCUUGAUGCAGACACAGUGUAGUGUGACACCUGGAAUGCUUCCUUGAGCCUGUCAGCAUCACCCCCCCCCCCCCCCCCCCCCAACCCUGAACACUAGUUAAAUGAGACCUCUGCUACAUUUCCAAGUCAUUGGAAAUCAUUAGUUAAGGUGAUGACUUGUUAGCUGUGUUAAAUUGUUAGGAUUGCCAACAUCAGCUUGAUGAAGUUGCACCUUUUUUUUAAUUUAUUUUUUUUAGGCUCCAUCACAUUUCAAAACAAAAAGGAAAAAAACACCCGCAGAACUUACAAGGGAGACUUGAACCUGCUUUCUGCCUUACAAUGGUUCAGUGUGUUCUUUAUUUUCAUAAGUUGUUCAAAUAAGCUGGAUAUCACUUUUGUUGUUGUUGUUGUACAUAUGUAAAGGGGAAAUGUUGACACCUCUGACCAAAUCCAGCAGGCAGUCCUAGGUGUGCUGAAAGACACUAAUUUUGCUCUGGUGUCGGCCGCUCCUGCACGUCUACACUGUUACUUAUUAGAGAAAGCACAAUUUGGAUUGCUAAAGCCAGUCCUCACACAAGGCUACCAGGUUUCUUUUGUCCAAUUAAUUAUGUAUAUUUACAGCUGAUCUGUCAAAGACACUGUCAAGUGCUGUGACUUAAAAAAAAAAAAAAGUGGAGUCCUUUGGUUGUAAGGGAGCCCUGUGCACCACUCACCGCUGUGCAGUCAUUCAGUUUGCCAAGGAGCUGUAGGCAUUCAGGCAAAAACGCAGCACACAGCACUUGAAUCACUGUUUGUCUUAUGUGUCAUGUUGUGUUUUCAUUUGUUUUGGGGUUUUUUUUUUCCCCUGUCUGUUUCAUUUCUGUUGUCACAUGUCAAACCCAGUGGUAGUCGCUAAUGGGAAGUGAACACAUGGCCAGAAUACUGUCAACGGGGAAUAUUUCCCUGCACAUUGCCUGGAACUUGUGUCCUGUGUAUUGUCAUUGUCUCUGUUCAUUUUUGUCCUGGUUAUUUCGAUGCAGGUGGUCCGUAUGUUCAGUACAUUUCAAUGGUUUGUCCUCGCUAGUAUUGGUUAUGAAGGAUGUUGUAACAUACAUCCACACCUCUGUGUUACUUGCUUUUCAGCACAUGGAGUGUCUUCUUUUGAUAUACUUUUGUAUUUGUUAUUGCUGCUAAAAAAACACAAAAACAAACAAAAAGCGCCAGAACCUGUGGACUUGUAUUUUGUAUGGGGUAUUAUACCAUAAUGUGCUUGUAUUCUGUUUCCAGGUUAAUACACAGAGGCUUUAUUUUUUUUUUUUCUUCUUGAAAGUGAAGUGUUUCUGUGUUGACAACCUUUCUUGACACCUGAGCACAAGAUACAAAGCGCAAAGCUUGCUGCCAUUUAUUGGAAUUAGCAGUUACAAUUAUCAACUUUAGUGACGUUAUCACACUUGAAUCACUCAUUCCUCUAUUAGCAGAUGAUCUGACCAUAUCACAUGUAUCAAUUGGCAUUUAUUAUAGGAUUAGUAAACUUAACAGUUCGCUGGAGGUGCACAAAAAGGGUGAGUAUUCAUUUAAAUCAAUUCACUAAAGGCCUUUUUAUUCCACCUACAUGCAAGCAACCACCGCCUUGUGCAAACUCAGUCUGUCUUUAUCCACCUUUUUUAAAAAAAUCUUGACCUUAACCUGAAAGACCUUUAAUCCCGAGAGGUGUGUGUGUGUGUGUGUGUGUGUGUGUGUGUGUGUGUGUGUGUGUGUUGCCUGGCCAUUCAAACACACAGCUGAGCCAUCUGUCCUCCGCUGACUGACUUCUACUACACUGACCUUUUGAGUCCAAUCUUUCAAGCCCAUUGGCUCGUCCCUGCUUGACCAAAGAUAACCCACAUAGAUCUGCCCCAGUGCCGUGUUUACUCUCCGAUAACGGCUGUGCCACAAAACCACCACCUACCUUUUUUUCCUUUUUUUUUUUUUUUUUUUUUGGUCUUUAAAAAAAAAAAAAAAUAUAUAUAUAUAUAUAUAUAUAAAUUUGUGCCACCACUUAUGUGAAGUAUUUGCAGCAGUGUUGUGUGAGCACAUGUGUGUUUGUGCCUUCUUUUUACAUCAAGGCAAAAAAAUGAAUUCACAAGUUGGUGGUAGUUGAUUAGUUUUCUUUCUUUUUUUUGUCACCUAGUGAAAGAGCAAACAAGGUAAUCCAUGCUCCUUGUGAGCAGAUCUCAGUAUUACGUAAUACAAAGCAAUACAGAGUUGAGUGAAGUAAAUUGUGGAUGUUUUGUAAGGGGCCGCACUAUUAUGUAUUUUGUUUUUGAUUUUCUCUUGUGUAGAAGUAUUUCCUUUUUGUUUUAUGUAGACAGAAUUAUUUUGUUUCUGUAAUAUUCAGCACAUUUAAUUUUUUGAUCAAUAUUUUUUUUUUCGUGGUAAAAAUACUAAAAAGUGUAAAAGAUGGACCAUUAUGUCUCAUUGGGAGCUUUCAGAGCCCUGUACAAUGUCUAAAGAGUGUUCAUGAAUGGUUUAAGGUUGUUUGUGUUGGACAAGUAUGAGAACUUGAGUAAACUUGUGUUUGUGCCAAUGCACCAUUUCUGUCAAACUGGAGUUUAUUUUAUUUUUUUUUAACUGGAAGGCUGAUUAUCUUGAUGACCUGAGUAAAGUAAAACAUUGUUGCUGUGUAAUCGAUCUAGAUGAAUGAAGCCCUUGUUCAUGGAUGAGCACUGGUACUGUGCCAUACCAUCCUUUUAUUAUUUUUCCUAAAUUUGCUCUUUGGUGUGACAACCGCAUCUCCCCUUUGCGAUGUUCUGAAGUCACUAACAGACGUUUCCUCUUGAGAUGUAUACUAAUUUUCUUUUGCUGCUGAAAAUGACAAUCCUGCUUGUCAUAUUAGGUGCAAAAGUAAUUCAAAGUAAUAUCCAUUUUUAGUUUUGAUAAUUUACACUGCACAGAUGUUUCUACAGUGCUUUUGUAAACAUUUCUAGUGUAUUUGCAAAAAAAAAUAAAAGUUGCACUUGAGUGCAAAAGUUCA
This is a messenger RNA of Micropterus salmoides (largemouth bass), 5763 nucleotides long. RefSeq names its product scavenger receptor class B, member 2a (gene scarb2a). Bases 375 to 1919 code for a protein of 514 amino acids. The transcript is spliced from 12 exons. Gene Ontology annotation, molecular function: scavenger receptor activity. Gene Ontology annotation, biological process: receptor-mediated endocytosis; protein targeting to lysosome. The record is from RefSeq and is a predicted model, not a curated record. NCBI's taxonomy places the organism in Eukaryota, Metazoa, Chordata, Actinopteri, Centrarchiformes, Centrarchidae. Gene Ontology annotation, cellular component: membrane; lysosome; cytoplasm.